UACGGGGGAGAUCGCCGGUCCCAGGUUCCCCACGACGCACGUAAACAUAAUAUUCGUAUAUUAUUGCGAAUUGUUACGUCGGAGUUUUUUUUUCCAAUUAAUAAAAAAUGGGUAACUCUGCAGCGAAAGUAGUAGCGAAGCCGGAAGAAAAGAAAAAGCUGAAACCUUGCUGCGCCUGUCCUGAAACUAAGAAAGUGAGAGACGCAUGUAUUAUAGAAAAGGGCGAGGAAAAUUGCGGCGACCUCAUAGAAGCGCAUAAAACUUGUAUGCGAUCAAUGGGAUUUAAUAUAUAAAACGCAAUAGAGUAACAAAUAUCUUGACACAGACAAGACAUCUUUGUCGCAGUGAACAUACUCUGCAGAAAAUCUUGAAGAGUCUCAGGUUAUAUAAGCAUAUUUAUAUGUUUAUGCAUCUAUGCUUUGUGUAAAUAAUUUUCUUUUUAGAUUUGGUAAAGAAUAAAGUAUUGUAAAGCUACAAAAAUCUAAUCUAUAUAAGUUAAUUUUGUUUUGAACGAGCUUUGAGAAAUGUGAAGUAGACUGUUGUAAUAUAUUAUGUGUAAGAAAUAAAAGUUGUUAUUUCAAUAAGAUUUAUCAAUCUAAUUGUGAUACAUUGAAAGUGAUUGAUGGAAAUAUCAUUGCAUCCAUUGAUCCUGAAUUAGAAAAAGCAAGUUGAUGGCAGAUUUUAAUUCAGUAAUAUCUUACGAAGUUAAUACUAGUUAUUUUAAAAGAGCUCUGGAAAAACACACCUAAUGAUGGGUAUACGAACAUGAAUUUCAAAAUGCGAAUGUUCUUAAUUAAAAUAUAGGAUAUAUAUGUAAAAGUAUAUUAUAAAACCGAGAUAAUUUACAACAAAGGAUUAAAGAUUAACUGAUCGAAA
Messenger RNA from Wasmannia auropunctata (little fire ant), 876 nucleotides. It is a transcript of the gene Cox17, whose product is annotated as cytochrome c oxidase copper chaperone. The transcript is spliced from 2 exons. Gene Ontology annotation, molecular function: copper ion binding; copper chaperone activity. NCBI's taxonomy places the organism in Eukaryota, Metazoa, Arthropoda, Insecta, Hymenoptera, Formicidae. Bases 108 to 293 code for a protein of 61 amino acids. Gene Ontology annotation, biological process: mitochondrial respiratory chain complex IV assembly. The record is from RefSeq and is a predicted model, not a curated record. Gene Ontology annotation, cellular component: mitochondrial intermembrane space.